Messenger RNA from Austrofundulus limnaeus, 1346 nucleotides. Its product is annotated as claudin-4. The transcript has a single exon. NCBI's taxonomy places the organism in Eukaryota, Metazoa, Chordata, Actinopteri, Cyprinodontiformes, Rivulidae. Bases 110 to 775 code for a protein of 221 amino acids. Gene Ontology annotation, cellular component: membrane; bicellular tight junction. Gene Ontology annotation, molecular function: structural molecule activity. The record is from RefSeq and is a predicted model, not a curated record.
ACACACACACACACACACACACACACACACACACACACACACACACACACACACACAAACACCUGCUCACCUGUGUCCCUCAGGCAGCGGCGUUCAGAGCUUCACAGAGAUGGCUUCCAUGGGGACGCAGAUGGCCGGCUGCUCCUUGGCGCUCCUCGGCUGGGUGGGGGUGCUGGUCGCCUGCGCCGCGCCCAUGUGGAGGGUCUCGGCCUUCAUCGGGACCAACCUCGUGACGUCGCAGGUCAUGUGGGAGGGCAUCUGGAUGAGCUGCGUGGUGCAGAGCACGGGUCAGAUGCAGUGCAAGGUCUACGACUCCCUGCUGGCCCUGAGCACGGACCUGCAGGGGGCCCGGGCUCUGAUGGUGGUCUCCAUCAUCGCCGGCCUCGUCGGGCUCCUCGUGGCUUUCGUCGGAGGGAAGUGCACCAACUUCAUCCCGGAGGAGGGCGCCAAGGCGAGGGCCUCGGUGGGGGCGGGCGUGAUUCUGGUCAUCAGCGGGCUCCUGUGCCUGGUUCCUGUGUGCUGGACCGCCUCCAUCAUCGUCCAGGACUUCUACAGCCCUCUGGUCAUGGACGCUCAGAAACGAGAGAUGGGAUCCUGUAUUUACAUUGGCGGCGGCGCCGCGGCGCUGCUCGUUGUAGGAGGAGGACUCCUGUGCUCCGGCUGCCCCMCCAAGGAGCAGAACAGCCCCUCAGAGAGGCACCUCUUAAACAAGUCUGAAGGGAAAGGCAAAGAUUCGUACCUCUCCUCUGAUACAUCGACGAAAACUUACAUCUGAGUGCUUUUCUUCAAACUGAAGGCUCCCGGGCCAGGUGUGGUCAUUUUUACUAGUUUAUCUGGCCACAAAAAACAAAAAUCCUCUUUUUAAAUGUUUUAUUGACCUUUGUUUAUUUCAAAAACUCAUUCCUCUGUAUGAAUAUUUGAAUAAAUCCAGUAAAUAUUGACCAAGGUUUUACUUUUGGAGCAGUUUGACUCAGAUGUCGUAAAGAGACUCGGUCUUUACCUGGUGCUUCUGUCCCGGGUCAGAGACAGGGACGGACUGGACGGAUCUGAAAAGACCCAAACAAAAACUAAUGAAGGAAAUUUGCACUUUGAGGAUGUUUUCUGUCUGAAACAAACAAGAUUUAAGUUUAAUUUACGACAAACUUGUUUUACUUGUCAAAUCUAUUGUUCUGAGAAAUUUCAACAGAAACUCUGUAAAAAAAACACUUUGACUCUUUUAUUUUUCUUCUAACCAAUAAAGAACCUCGUGUUGUGCCUCCUCUGCUUGUUGAUUUGCUUCGGGACAAAACAUCGGUGGUUAUUUGAACUGGUCAGAACCGGUUCGUCAGGUUCCCUCCAGCUCAUUA